Molecule: messenger RNA, 366 nt
Organism: Heterobasidion irregulare TC 32-1
Lineage: Eukaryota; Fungi; Basidiomycota; Agaricomycetes; Russulales; Bondarzewiaceae
Exons: 1
Source: RefSeq, a predicted model, not a curated record
CUUAUCCAUCAGCAGCAAAUCACACAUACUGAAAUCCGACUGGCCUAUUGGCUGUUAAUAGAGUUUUCGGAGGGGUUUGAAGAGCUUUACUACCAGCGGAAGACCGGUCGGCUCCAUUUCUGUCGCCAAAGUGUCCAUGCCCUAUUGCAUCUUGCUCAGCAGGUCACUCAUUGCGGCCCACCGGGAUACACAACGCAGUUUACAAUGGAGCAAAUGAUUGGGGAUCUUGGCAGCGAAAUCAAGCAACAUUCCAACCCUUAUGCAAACCUCUCGCAGAGGGGGCUACGUCGUGCGCAAGUAAAUGCUCUCAAGGCAAUGGUACCAGACCUCAACGCCGUGACAAACACACUCCCGUGCGGUGCAUAA